Messenger RNA from Penicillium subrubescens, 858 nucleotides. RefSeq lists its product as uncharacterized. The coding region runs from base 1 to 858 and encodes 285 amino acids. Lineage: Eukaryota; Fungi; Ascomycota; Eurotiomycetes; Eurotiales; Aspergillaceae. The transcript has a single exon. The record is from RefSeq and is a predicted model, not a curated record.
AUGCUCCCUGGGGAUGAAGGAUCCUUACAUCAUAUCAUACGCCGCGACGAAGUCGACUGGGACCGAGCCUUCGUCCCGCAGUACGGUAGGCUGAGGUCGUGGUUGACUGCAGCGCGCCGAGCUCUCACAGAGUCCAGACAUCUCCCGACCGUAUCAACAGAGGACCUGGAGCUGCAAAUCAAAUAUUUAUUGUCCGCUCUAAGUCAGCAUGCAUCUCCUCCAUCGGCGUUUCUUUCAUCAAACUGCGCACCGUCAGAACCUUCCUACCGACCCUUCGGCACUAAGGCGAGUGUGGCAUUGAUCUGUUACGCGUUCAUGGUAAUCAAAGCUUGCGAAAUGAAUGGAUAUGAUCAGAAAGAGAUAUGGGCACUUGACGAUGUAGCUCUCAGAACGAUGGUGCUGCGACUCAACGAUUCUCCACUUUUUCCGGCCCAGGUCACUCUUUCUCAGGUCCACUCCCUUAUUGUGGGUCUUCAAAGGGCCUUUCAAGUUGAAGAGAUUCGUGUCGCCUCUACGAAACCGCAGAUCCUAUAUCUGGAUCAAGAUUCUCAAAUUGAAAAUUAUUACCGGUCGGCCUUUUCAGCUUUGGAUCCCGAGCUACUACCUAAGCUUUCCGUCAUGAUGCCUAGGAGAACACCCGCAAAUGUGACCCCAGAGGAUUCACUCACAGCCCUUGCAAAAGUCUUCCUAGUGUCAGAUUCAGUGAAGGAUCUUGAGGCUGCCGUUGCCCAAGUUCCUGAAAUAUGGGCGUCAAGAUCAGAUCGGUUUGUAGUCACAGAGAUGUUUCAUGUGAAGGCGUGGCACCAUGCCUACUUGAGACGAUCUUACGGUGAGUUUCUCUUUACCGAACCCUUAUAG